ACGCAUCGUUUUUAUAGAAUUGCAAAAUUCGGUGCUUCGCAAACGUUCAUGUUUGUCAGCUAGUGUGUGUACGUUUGUGAGUGAGCAUCAGUUCCAGGCAAAUCUUGCCCAAAAGUCACGUCUUGCCCAGCUGCCCAACCUCCCCUGGAAGCGACGACGAUGAGCGCCAGCAGCAGCCACGGUCCAUCGGCUUCGGUCAGUGCCGUUUCCACACCGAUAAACGCUGGAAACAGGCCGGAUUCGGCGCCGGCUUUCGGGAGUUCACAAGCAUCGACACCUCCACCGAACUCGGGCGGAAAGUUUCUUGAUGUCAAAACCGAGGACAAGAAAAACCGCCGUACGUCGUUGCAGAUGCUUUUGCCGAAACUGCCCUCGUACGAAAGUGCGGGCACCAGUCCAGGACCGUCGUCUCCAGGAAUCACGGGAUGGAACGACAACAGUCCAAAGAUCGAAUCGGGCUUCCCAGACAAGAACGACUCGGUCAAGCUGAAUCGAAAAGAGUCGUACAAAGCCCAGCGAAAGAACUAUCGGCGCGAGAAGAAGCGUGUAGCUUCGGAACUACUUAACUCCCUGCAGGACCCGGCAGUCAUCGUGCUGGCAGAUUGGCUGAAGAUCCGAGGAACGCUAAAGUCGUGGACGAAACUUUGGUGUGUGCUGAAGCCGGGCCUGCUGUUCAUCUACAAGAGUCCGAAGACGAAGAGUAGCCACUGGGUCGGCACGGUGCUGCUAACGUCCUGCCAAGUGAUAGAGCGGCCAAGCAAGAAGGAUGGCUUCUGCUUCAAACUGUUUCAUCCGCUCGACCAGUCCAUUUGGGCUCCGCGUGGCCCAGACAAGGAAACGAUGGGUGCCGUGGUGCAACCGUUGCCGACCUCGUACCUCAUCUUUCGCGCACCGAGCCAGGCGGCCGGCAAGUGUUGGAUGGACGCGUUGGAACUGUCGCUACGCUGUUCGGCGCUACUAGUUCGAUCGGUACCCAGCAUCGACACCACACUGACCGAGGGUGCUUCCAGUACCACACACGAAACCCAGUGGUCAGAGGCCGACUACGAGAAGCACUUUGACGAGCAUGUGCCAAAGUUGAAAGAACACUUGAAUUACCUGCUCAAGUAUCUACCUCCGUCGCCACCGGACAAGCAAAAUCUGCGCGUCGAGCCGAUAGAAAAGUCCUUGCCCCGUAGCGCUUGUCCCUCACCGACACCCAUCUUUCAACAGCUCUAUCUAGCGGUGGCCCACUGGGAGCGCUAUUUGCGUGAUUCGCCCGAAGUGUUGCGGUGCCGAUCGGUCGAUUUUGGCCAUCAACUGUCGACGUCCUCGUCUCCCGGUGCCGAUGAGGUGUUCGAUCGGUUGCAGGAGGACGCCUCGGCUGCGAUGCUGAUAGCGGGCGGCAAAAGACGCAAUUCGUUUCAAGCCGGUAGCCGAUUUGAUGUGCCACAGGAGAAUGGGGUCGUAGAUGGUGGCUGUCGCGACUCGAACCCUGUGGCUGACCUAAGAAAGUUACGACGGCGCAGUAGUCCUGCAGAUUUCUCCAAAUGUCACGGCAUCACCAUACGCGUGUCGGACGAUCAAUAUUUGGACAUCGACAGCCAGCUAGAUCAGGGCACAAUGGUAUCGGCGGGCGAAUCGGACUCCGAGUCGGAUCUUGGUGAAGGUUUAGACGUGGACGAGUUCCCCGAAACACCGUAUGUACAUUCAUCCGAGGAAGAGUUUGGUGCGGCUGGAGAGCAAGUGGAAGAACUGCCGGAGGAGCACAAGAGCUUGAUCUGGUUCCUGGUGAAGCAGGUCCGUCCCGGUAUGGAUCUCAGCAAGGUCGUACUGCCAACGUUCAUUCUCGAGCCGCGCUCCUUCCUCGACAAGCUGGCUGAUUCGUACUACCACGCGGACAUCCUCUCGAAGGCCGUGCUGGAGGAUGAUCCCUUUACUCGAAUGAAAACCGUUGUUCAGUGGUAUCUGUCCGGGUUCUACAAGAAACCGAAGGGACUGAAAAAGCCGUACAAUCCGAUAUUGGGCGAAACGUUCCGGUGUUACUGGCAGCACGAGAAUGGUAGCCGAACGUUCUACAUCGCCGAGCAGGUGUCGCACCACCCGCCGGUGUCCGUGUUUUACGUUACCAAUCGGCAGGACGGGUUCUGCAUCAGCUGCAGCAUUCUGGCCAAAUCCAAGUUCUACGGUAACAGCACGUCUGCGAUACUGGAGGGUGUUGCCACGUUAACGCUGCUGCCCCGAGGGGAAAGUUACACACUAACCGUGCCGUACGCGCAUUGUAAGGGCAUACUCAUGGGCACCCUGUCGAUGGAACUGGGUGGGAAGGUGACAAUCGAAUGUGAAAAUACGGGCUACAAAACCGAGCUGGAAUUCAAACUGAAACCUUUCCUCGGUGGCAAUGAGUAUACGAACUUGCUGGUGGGGAAGCUGAAACUAGGCAAGGAAACUCUCGCCACCAUCAACGGGCACUGGGACAGCGAGAUACGGAUCAAGGAUGCGCGAUCGAACGAAGAGUCGCUGAUGUUUAACGCAACGACGGACGUUCGCGCUCGGCGCUUGAAGCGCUUCACAGUGCCAAUGGAGUCGCAGGGUAUGAACGAAUCGGAACGUCUUUGGCAGCAUGUAUCGGCCGCGAUACACCGCGACGAUCAGGUGGGAGCGACCGAGGAGAAGACAGCCCUGGAGGAGGCACAGCGAAUCUCAGCGAAGGAACGGAAAGCGACCUGCACCGAAUGGAUACCGAUGCUGUUUCAGCAGGACUUUGUCACGGGCCAGUGGCACUACAAGUAUGCCGAUCUGCGCCCGUGGGACCCACGCAACGAUCUUCGGCAGUACGAGAGCAACUACCGCAUCCAGACCAAGACGCGCCAUCAGGCCCCGAUGGUGCGUACGGCAUCGGUGGUUAGCUCCGAUCCGUUGAACAUUAUGCAGGCAGAUUCACGCGGAUCGUUGCGCAAGAAUCGAUCGGCUAUAAUUAAGCCCCGGAAAAUAUCGUCCAAUACCUCGACACCAGAUCUGAAUGAUCCGAACUCGGACUCUAGUCACUCUGACGUGCAUGACAACGUGAUGUCUGGCAUACGCAUCAUGCAAAAACUUGAUGAUAUUCACAAGCAGGUAGAGGAUCACUCGAGGAAGCUGUGCAAAUUGCAACUGGACAUCGACAAAAUGCGGAGCAGCGGCACUUCGCUAAAUCAACCAAAACGAUGGGACGGUCGACUGGCGCCCAUUUUCUCGUCGGUUCACGUCAGGACGGUCGUGUUCAUGGUCGUUGGACUGCUGCUGCAAGUGCUAAUUACAUGGUUUCUUACGAAACGGUCUCUUGCCACAGUUCCGGGAGCUACUGGUGGUGGUGGCCCGAGCAGUGCCGAACACGACGAGAAGUAACGAGACGAUCAUAAUGUCGGUUCGCCAAUAAUCGUAUCACAAUUUUUCGAAACUUAGGAUCUGCCGUUUGAUACAUUUUUAUAUACUAUACAUAUGGGAAUAUUUGGCAAGUGAUAGAUGAACCUUACCUCUCCUCACUUCUCCUCUACUUCGCUCCGUUCGAUUCCAUCUCAAUUGUUGACCGACUUUAUCGUGCAGCAACUUUGCAAGCAAACGAGGUGUGAAGGAAAUCUUUUUUUAUCCUGCUUAACGGACGAGGUUCUAAUCGACAGCUUGAACAGUAAGCGUAUAAUCUAUUAUUUAUCGUCUCACAGAAGAAAGUGCUGGUGUAGGGAACACAAAAACAAAUAACCGCUAAAAGCUUUUGUUUUUGAUAGGGUUGAUAGGCCGCAGUAACAAAGCUUCAUUGCUAAGCUUUAGUCCUGUACAGGCGACAUUUCAAAGCGCCAAAAGUACUACACAUUCCACAGGAUUCGGCUUCUCAACGCUUGCAGCGCCAUCUGUUAGCUAGAAUGUGCAACGGCCGCAAGCUAGUCUUCCUCUAACUUUGUCUUAUUUGUAUUCCUCGUUUGAAAUAUCCCUCAAGGUAUUGAAUAUUUGUUUGAGCUAACACAUGUGCAAAUGUGCGUCAAUUUUUGCUGUUUUGGUGGUGACGAAAAUGUAUAAUUGCGCAAGGGAAACAUUUAUGAAGCACGGGAAGUAACGAACGGUUUCGUGAAUGCUAUUAAAUAGAAAAUAGUGUACUAGUAAUGUUGGUUCUAGCGCUGUGAAUGUUUGGUUUAUGGUUUAGUUGUCCAUGUAAAUAUUUUGUAGUACAAACGUACCAUCUCCGGGCAGGUUUAAGCACAUUCGUUGGUAAACUGCGUGUCCUUUAUUAAAAGUAGCAAUAAUGUUCUUGGCAGGGCGCUUGAAGCAACCAGAGGAGCACUUAUUCGACGGUUUAGGCUCGAGUUUGAUAGUCAUGUCUUGUAUGCGACAGUAACAGGGGUAAAUCUAUUUAACAUAAUUAAUUAUUUGGCUUAGGUUUAAAUGGCGUUGCAAUGUAAUUGUUAAAUUAAAUCGAAUGGUAUUAGUAAAACGAAAUGGUUAAUGACAUUCAUGUUGCUUGGGGCAACACAUCAAAUUUGUAAGAAAUCGGCAGCCUGGUUAGACACACUGUUUGUGACCGCUUUGUUACUAAA
Messenger RNA from Anopheles cruzii, 4547 nucleotides. RefSeq names its product oxysterol-binding protein-related protein 8 (gene Orp8). Lineage: Eukaryota; Metazoa; Arthropoda; Insecta; Diptera; Culicidae. Gene Ontology annotation, cellular component: cytosol; intracellular membrane-bounded organelle; membrane. Gene Ontology annotation, molecular function: cholesterol binding. The transcript has 9 exons. Bases 160 to 3366 code for a protein of 1068 amino acids. The record is from RefSeq and is a predicted model, not a curated record.